GACAAUUUUGAACAAUAAAGAGUGUCCACGUUUCAUUCUUUUUUAUGAGUAUACAUUGCAAAAAAUCAAGCUUUGCUCUGCUCCACUGCUCCAGUAUUCGACUACAUCUGCACAAGAUCUACCUCUGCAUAUCGUAAUGGCUGUUCACUGGGGUGGGGUAGCUGGUAUGAUAUUCUUCUAUCUGAUCAUCUUGGCUGUGGGAAUAUGGGCCUCGAGGAAGACAAAAGGCGCUAAUAACACAGAGAGAGUGAUGGUGGCAGGCCGGGAUUUCGGCUGGUUUAUAGGUCUCUUUACGCUGAUUGCUACUUGGGUCGGAGGAGGCUAUAUCAAUGGAACAGCAGAAGUCGUGUUUACCCCAGGGUGGGGUCUCGUUUGGGCCCAAGCUCCCUGGGGCUACAGUUUCAGCUUCGUCGUUAAUGGACUUUUCUUCGCAAAGCAGAUGCGAGCAGCGAAUUACGUCACAAUGAUCGAUCCAUUUCAAAAGAAGUUCGGAAAUCGCAUGGGAGGAAUUCUCUUUUUAGCCGCUAUCACGGGAGAGCUGCUAUGGUGUGCCGCCAUUUUGGCUGCCUUAGGAUCAACGAUCAGUGUCAUCUUGGAGCUGGAUCAGAACCUUUCUGUCAUCAUCUCAGCAUGUAUAGCUGUGUCUUAUACUCUAUUUGGUGGUCUCUUCUCUGUCGCUUACACAGACAUUGUACAACUAGUUUGUAUAUUCAUCGGUUUGUGGCUUUGUGUACCUUUCGCGCUCACGAACAAGGCCGUAACGCCCAUACUACAGAAUAGUGGUAGCUGGCUCGGAGAGUGGGAUACGAGACUUACUGGACAAUGGAUCGAUAGCUGUUUGCUGAUCAUCUUGGGAGGAGUGCCCUGGCAGGCAUACUUCCAACGAGUUCUAGCAGCCAAGACCCCUCACCAUGCCCGCUAUCUCUCUUUCUAUGCAGCCUUUGGCUGUUUCUUUCUCAGUAUCCCGGCAUAUGUCAUGGGUGCCGUGGGCGCCAGUACCGAUUGGACAAUGACCAACCUUAACCUCAACAAGACUGACCCCUAUGAAACACCUGGCAUCAUUCUCCCAGCCGUCAUUCAGUAUCUCACCCCACCAGUGGUCGCUUUCCUUGGACUCGGGGCCAUCUCUGCCGCCGUGAUGUCGUCCACGGAUUCGUCCGUGCUUGCCUCAAGUUCGAUGUUCACUAGGAACGUCUACAAGAAUAUCUUCAGACAGUCGGCCUCUGAGCGGGAAAUGAUGUGGGUGCUUCGUGUUGCGGUUAUUUUUGUUGCAACCAUCGCUACUGUCAUGGCGUUGACUGUCGAUUCCAUCUACACCCUCUUUGUCCUCUGCUCCGACUUCGUCUACGUCGUACUCUUCCCGCAGUUCGUUUGCGUCAUUCACAUAAAGAAGUCCAAUACCUACGGUUCAGCUUGUGCUUUUGUCCUCGGUCUCUUUCUACGGCUGGCAGGUGGAAUAUUUGCCCUCGGCAUGCCAGCUCUCAUCCACUAUCCAUACUACGACGAGGAGCUGGGCCAGCUAUUCCCGUUCCGCACCAUGGCUGCAAUCCUAUCUUUUGUAUCGCUGGUCGUCGUCUCGUAUGCCACAGACGUCAUCUUCAGGAAGGGUUACCUUCCCAAGAGGUUUGAUUUUUUGAAUUGUGUGGUUGAUAUUGAUGCAGCUACUGAUCAACAGGUCAAUGGCAACGUGCAGGCUCUCGAUAUCGUGGAUAAAAUGGCGUAA
Molecule: messenger RNA, 1723 nt
Organism: Strongylocentrotus purpuratus (purple sea urchin)
Lineage: Eukaryota; Metazoa; Echinodermata; Echinoidea; Camarodonta; Strongylocentrotidae
Product: high-affinity choline transporter 1
Exons: 8
Coding region: 137-1723 (528 amino acids)
Biological process (GO): transmembrane transport; acetylcholine biosynthetic process; choline transport
Cellular component (GO): plasma membrane
Molecular function (GO): choline:sodium symporter activity
Source: RefSeq, a predicted model, not a curated record